This is a messenger RNA of Nerophis lumbriciformis (worm pipefish), 3134 nucleotides long. It is a transcript of the gene vps35, whose product is annotated as VPS35 retromer complex component. The record is from RefSeq and is a predicted model, not a curated record. Lineage: Eukaryota; Metazoa; Chordata; Actinopteri; Syngnathiformes; Syngnathidae. Gene Ontology annotation, biological process: retrograde transport, endosome to Golgi; intracellular protein transport. Gene Ontology annotation, cellular component: retromer, cargo-selective complex; late endosome; retromer complex.
CGUCACGACGGGACGGCGCAGGGAGGGAGAUCGUGAACGCAUCUCGGAGUCACAUGACAGCCACCGCUGUUGGGACUGCUCUGACACACAUCUCACAAUCAUGCCGACCACACAGCAGUCUCCCCAGGAUGAGCAGGAGAAGCUUCUGGACGAAGCUGUGCAGGCCGUCAAAGUCCAGUCGUUUCAGAUGAAGCGAUGCCUGGACAAGAACAAGCUGAUGGAUGCGCUGAAACACGCCUCCAACAUGCUGGGGGAGCUGAGGACGUCCAUGCUGUCUCCAAAAAGCUACUAUGAGCUCUAUAUGGCCAUCUCUGAUGAACUCCACUACCUAGAGGUCUACCUCACAGACGAGUUUGCAAAAGGACGCAAGGUGGCGGAUCUGUAUGAGCUGGUCCAGUACGCAGGCAACAUCAUCCCCAGGCUCUAUCUGCUCAUCACAGUAGGAGUGGUGUACGUGCGUUCCUUCCCGCAGUCUCGGAAGGACAUCCUGAAGGACCUGGUGGAGAUGUGCCGUGGGGUACAGCACCCACUCAGGGGCCUCUUCUUGAGAAACUACCUUUUACAGUGCACCCGCAACAUCCUGCCAGAUGACGGCGAGCAGGCCGAAGAAGGAGAGGAGAUGACGGGCGACAUUAACGACUCCGUGGACUUUGUCCUGCUCAAUUUUGCUGAGAUGAACAAGUUGUGGGUGCGAAUGCAGCAUCAGGGUCACAGCCGGGAUCGGGAGAAGAGGGAAAAGGAGCGUCAGGAGCUGAGGAUCCUGGUGGGCACCAACCUGGUCCGGCUGAGCCAGCUGGAGGGCGUCAACGUGGACAAGUACAAACAGAUCGUUCUUUCCGGCGUGCUGGAGCAGGUUGUGAACUGCAGAGACUCCCUGGCGCAAGAGUAUCUGAUGGAGUGCAUCAUCCAGGUGUUCCCAGAUGAGUUCCACCUGCAGACCCUGAACCCCUUCCUGCGCUCCUGCGCCGAGCUUCAUCAGCACGUCAACGUCAAGAACAUCAUCAUCGCCCUCAUUGACAGACUGGCCCUCUUCGCCCAUCGAGAAGAUGGACCCGGAAUUCCAGCUGAGAUCAAACUGUUUGACAUCUUCUCUCAGCAAGUGGCCACUGUCAUCCAGUCUCGACAGGACAUGCCGUCCGAGGACGUGGUCUCCCUGCAGGUGUCGCUCAUCAAUUUGGCCAUGAAAUGUUACCCUGACCGUGUGGACUAUGUAGAUAAAGUGUUGGAGAGCACCGUGGAGAUCUUCAACAAGCUCAACCUAGAACACAUAGCAACCAGCAGCGCCGUGUCCAAGGAGCUCACCCGGCUGCUGAAGAUCCCGGUGGACACGUACAACAACAUCCUGACGGUGCUGCAGCUCAAACACUUCCCGCCGCUCUUCGAGUACUUCGACUACGAGUCGCGCAAGAGCAUGAGCUGCUACGUGCUGAGCAACACGCUGGACUACAACACCACCAUUGUGUCCCAGGAGCAGGUGGACGCCAUCUUGACCCUGGCGUCCACGCUCAUUCAGGACCAGCCCGACCAGCCUGCUGACGAUCCCGAUCCGGAGGACUUUGCAGAGGAGCAAAGCCUUGUGGGUCGUUUCAUCCACCUGCUGCAUUCUGACGACGCUGACCAACAGUACCUUAUCCUCAACACAGCCCGCAAACACUUUGGUGCCGGGGGAAACCAAAGGAUUCGCUACACUCUUCCUCCUCUGGUGUUUGCGGCCUACCAGCUGGCCUUCAGAUACAAAGAGAACUCUUCACUAGAUGACAAGUGGGAGAAGAAGUGCCAGAAGAUCUUUUCCUUCGCGCACCAGACCAUCAGCGCGCUCAUCAAGGCCGAGCUGGCCGAGCUGCCUCUACGACUCUUCCUGCAGGGGGCGCUGGCUGCUGGCGAGAUCGGCUUUGAGAACCACGAGACUGUAGCGUAUGAGUUCAUGUCUCAGGCCUUCUCUUUGUACGAGGACGAGAUCAGCGACUCCAAAGCUCAGCUGGCGGCCAUCACACUCAUCAUCGGCACCUUCGAGAGGAUGAAGUGUUUCAGUGAGGAGAACCACGAGCCUCUGAGGACUCAGUGCGCGCUGGCGGCCUCAAAGCUGCUGAAGAAACCCGACCAGUGCCGCGCCGUCAGCAUCUGCGCACACCUCUUUUGGUCAGGACGCAGCACCGACAAAAACGGCGAAGAGAUCCGGGACGGGAAGCGGGUGAUGGAAUGUCUAAAGAAAGCGCUGAAGAUCGCCAACCAGUGCAUGGACCCCUCGCUGCAGGUCCAACUCUUCAUCGAAAUCCUCAACAGAUACGUGUGCUUCUACGAGCGGGAAAAUGAUGCUGUGACUGUCCAGGUGUUGAACCAGCUGAUCCAGAAGAUCCGGGAGGAUCUUCCCAACCUUGAGGCGAGCGAGGAGAGCGAGCAGAUCAACAAACACUUCCACAACACACUGGAACAUCUUCGCCUGCAGAGAGAAUCCCCCGAGUCCGAGGGUCCCGUCUACGAGGGCCUGGUCCUCUAAAGUGAAGACACAUAUCGACGCACGUACGCGACUGCACACACACACGACAACACCACAGUCUCAUCCCAGCCAGUCAGAGGGGAUCCCAGCAUUCCCCCGAGCCCCAAAAACUCCCUCUAUCCAUAUUAUUAUUAUUAUUAUUCUCAUUAGAUACGAUGAUUUCCUCCCCGCUUGCCGAGCGACUGGUUGGCGAUGUGACAGAAGCGUGUCUGCUACACUGCACUUAACUCCCAACAAUUCCUCUCCGUUUGUCUCUUUAACAUGCAUCAUGUUGCUAGUUGACUAAUUGGCAGGAGUAGAAGUCACCGCCCUCGUCACAUGAUCACGUAGCGCAACUGCCGUGUUGUCUUCAGGUUCCACGUGCGCAUAGGACAAAACAGACACGACGGGUCGCCGGGUGUCCUCGACCAUUCUGAUGAUGUAACAAUGUCCGCGUUUGUGUGUCAACAUUUGGAAAAUGAUUUGUCGCAGCCUCUUUCUCGUCUCUUUCGUUUCGGAGGCGUCAUUGACCAGUUGUCUCCUUUUUUUUUUUUUUUUUUCUGUGUGCAUAGCCACUUGUAAAUCACGUCCAGGAAGAAUCUGACUAAAUAGGAAUUAUCGUUGUCAUUUACUGAAAUAAAGGAAAUUCUUAACAAUG